This is a messenger RNA of Sphaerulina musiva SO2202, 1633 nucleotides long. Its product is annotated as P-loop containing nucleoside triphosphate hydrolase protein. The transcript is spliced from 3 exons. Lineage: Eukaryota; Fungi; Ascomycota; Dothideomycetes; Mycosphaerellales; Mycosphaerellaceae. The record is from RefSeq and is a predicted model, not a curated record. Gene Ontology annotation, cellular component: cytoplasm. Gene Ontology annotation, molecular function: ATP hydrolysis activity; GTP binding. Bases 1 to 1314 code for a protein of 437 amino acids.
AUGCCUCGAGAUCCCCUCAUCGGCCUCGUGGGCAAACCGUCCAGCGGGAAAAGCACCACGCUGAACAGCCUGACUGACACCAAAACCGCGAAAGUGGGCAACUUCCCCUUUACCACCAUCGACCCCAACAGGGCCAUAGGCUACCUACAGAUCCCAUGCGCCUGCUCACGCACCUCCAUUCCCGGGAAUGCUCCUCCGACUCCCAACGCCCCUCCGCCGCUCUCACUGCGAUGCAAACCCAACUAUGGCGCAUGCCAGCAAGGCACGCGAAGUGUCCCCAUUGAACUGCUGGAUGUCGCGGGUCUCGUGCCCGGUGCGCACGAAGGGAAAGGUCUAGGCAACAAAUUCCUCGAUGACCUGAGACACGCCGAUGCACUGAUUCAUGUGGUGGACGUCAGUGGGACCACUGAUGCAGAAGGCAAGGCGACGAGAGGCUAUGACCCAUACCAGGACAUUGCAUGGCUACGUUCAGAGAUUGUGAACUGGGUGCUGGGCAACUUAAUGUCGAGAUGGGGUUCGAUCAAGAGGCGACAUCUGGCGGUGAAAGCGACAGCUGUGGAGACCUUACAGAACCAAUUCUCGGGUUAUGGGUCUACAGCCGCUGUGGUAGCAAGGACGCUGGAUAAAAUGGGUCUGAAAAUUCCGUUGCAAGACUGGGAUGAUGAGACGGUGAAGAGCGUGGUCGAAGGCUUCAUUGAUGAGAAAUUCCCGACUGUUCUGGCACUGAACAAGAUCGAUCACGCCGAUGCUGAUAAGAAUGUGGCCAAAAUCGCGAAGAACGUGGAAGCAGAGCGCAUAGUUCUCUGUAGCGCCAUCUCAGAGGUCUUUCUCCGCCGACUGGUUCAGCAAGGCUUCGUUCGCUACAUACCCGGUUCCGAGUUCGUGGAUACGCGAGAGGAUCUGUUAGAGGCUGGCGAGGAGGACGGAGGUGGCUUGAAGGAGAUGGACGAUAAGCUGAAGCAGCGCAUCGAGAACAUGAAGGAUAUGGUACUGUAUCGAUUCGGCUCGACGGGCGUGAACCAGGUCUUGACGCGCGCCUCAGAACUUCUGGGACUGACGCCUGUCUUUCCUGUCAAGAACAUCAGUACCUUUGGCACUGGCGAGGCUGGAACAGCAGGUGGUGACCGAGCUGCCGUCUUUCGCGAUUGCGUGUUGGUGAAGAAGAACACCACUGUAGGUGACGUGUACAGGAAAGUGAUGGGGGACGCUCCCAUGGCCUAUGUCGAGACGGUCGGAGGGGUGCGGAUCAGCGAGAACGACAUUAUCGCCCCUGGGCAGAACGAUAUCAUAUCGUUUAAAGUCGGCCGUGCAUAGCAAUGCCUUCCGCUGGUGAAGUGACACACUCUACUACAGCAGCUCAGUGUUAGAUGCCAUCAGCACUGCGAAACUAUGCCGAGUGCUAUAUUGGCUUGCAUUUCAUUGCACAUACCGCGCAUCUCACUCGAAGCCUACCUAGGUGUGCAUAGAUGAGGCUAGAUACGAACUGAUGACAUGUGAAACGCUGUCUAGGCUGAACUGACUGGAUGUUUUGGGCAUUGCGCCUGCAUUGGUGGGACUUCAGACAAGCUGCGAAAUGCAAGACUCUUAGCCAUCGCUGCCGCUCCCUGCCUCGAAACUAUACAUAAGCCAACUG